UAAAUACCAUUCCCCAUCACAGCACCAUGCAAUAUGCAGCCAGAGUUUGACAACUUACUUCCCUUCAACCACUUUCUAUUUUUCUUGUAGCUUGAAGUUAUAUUGAAAUAAACAACAAUGGCCACUUCCAUGAGCUUUUUCUUGCUUCUUUCUUUGCUAGCCUUUGCUCCCUUGUGUUUCUGUAACUACUACCAAGAGGGUAAACUCUACCCUCAGUUUUACGACUAUUCAUGCCCACAAGCUCAGAAUAUCGUCAAGUCCAUCCUUGCCAAGUAUGUUCAACAGCAACCCCGAUUGCCAGCUUCUAUUCUCAGGCUUCAUUUCCAUGAUUGCUUUGUCAAGGGUUGUGAUGCUUCGUUGCUGUUAGAUAGCAGUGAGAGCAUCAUCAGUGAGAAGGGAUCAAACCCAAACCGUAAUUCAGCCAGAGGAUUUGAAGUCAUUGAUGCAAUUAAAGCUGCAUUAGAGAGAGAAUGCCCUUCUACAGUUUCUUGUGCUGACAUCUUGACUCUAGCUGCAAGAGAUUCAGUUGUUCUUAGUGGUGGACCAAGCUGGGAAGUACCUUUAGGAAGAAGGGACUCUAGAGAUGCAAGCAUAAGUGGCUCCAACAACAACAUUCCAGCCCCAAAUAACACAUUUCAGACCAUUCUUACAAAAUUCCGGCUUCAUGGACUUGACCUUGUUGAUCUAGUUGCUCUAUCUGGGGGUCAUACCAUAGGAAAUGCCAGAUGCACCACCUUCAGGCAAAGACUCUAUAGCCAAAUCAGUGGCAAUGGCAAGCUAGAUUCCACUCUUGACCAAUACUAUGCUGCCGCAUUGCGCAAUAGGUGUCCAAGAUCUGGGGGUGACCAGAACCUGUUCUUCCUAGACUAUGCCACCCCAUAUAAAUUUGACAACACCUACUUCAAGAACCUUUUGGCUUACAAGGGUCUCUUGAGUUCUGACCAAAUCCUUCUCACAGACCAAGAAUCAGCUGAACUAGUGAAGUCCUAUGCUGAAAGUAAUGACAUUUUCUUUGAACAGUUCGCCAAGUCCAUGAUCAAGAUGGGGAACAUAUCUCCUCUGAUAGAUUCAAGGGGAGAGAUCAGAGAGAACUGCCGGAAGAUCAACGCUUGAAGAAGCAAUCAUUGCUGCAUACUAUCAAACAUGUUAUAGUCAUGCAUAUGUGACAACAUUUAAUUUAUGUUCGUUUUGUUUCUGCUCAGAAAAAUAAAAGUUGAAUUCAUCAUGACUCCUUGUCAUUGUUUUUCCACUGGGGUUUAGGCUUUUUGUAUUACUUUUGUGUGCACGAAAUUUGUGUAUUCCAAUUCAUUUAUAAAGGUCUUAUUUUUCGGUACUGACUGUUUGAGGAGAG
Messenger RNA from Vigna umbellata (rice bean), 1351 nucleotides. Its product is annotated as peroxidase 72-like. Lineage: Eukaryota; Viridiplantae; Streptophyta; Magnoliopsida; Fabales; Fabaceae. The record is from RefSeq and is a predicted model, not a curated record. Gene Ontology annotation, biological process: hydrogen peroxide catabolic process; response to oxidative stress. Gene Ontology annotation, molecular function: peroxidase activity; heme binding.